AUGACUAAAAUAAGAGCAUCUAUUAGAAGUUUGGAGACUCAGAUUGGUCAGUUGACUACUUUAAUGACAUACAAGGCUCAAGUAAAUUUGCCUAGCAUUACUGAAGUAAAUCCUAAAGAACAAUGCCAAGCCAUUAUCUUGAGGAGUGGGACACAGUAUGAAGGGCCAAGAAAGAAUCAGUUAGAUGAGAAGAGACAGGAUCAAAAGAUACAGAGCACAAUAGAAAAGAAGCCUAGUAAAGAGAAGGUUACUGUUGGCCUCCUAGAAAAGGAAGUGGUAUCUCCAGUGAGCAAUGAACAUCAUAUCAAGAUCCCAUAUCCACAGAGACUCUAUAAGAAAAAUUUGGAUAAACAGUUUGCGAAGUUUUUGGAGGAGUUCAAGAAGCUACACAUUAACAUCCCCUCCACCGAAGUAUUGAAACAAAUGCCUAGCUAUGUCAAAUUUAUGAAAUACAUCCUGUCUAAUAAGAGGAAGAUGGGAGAUUAUGAAGCCACAACAUUGACAAAAGAGUGUAGUUCCAUUCUACAAAGGAAGCUUCCACAAAAGUUAAGAGAUCCAGGGAGCUUUACCAUACCUUUCACCGUCGAGAACUUUGAAUGCAAGCAUGCUUUGUGUGAUCUGGAUGUAAGUAUGAAUUUGAUGCCACUGUCAGUAUUCUGCAGACUAGGGCUAGGUGAAGCAAGGCCCACAACAGAGUUGGCAGGUCGUUCAGUUAAGUACCCUAGGAGAAUUAUUGAAGAUGUGUCAGUAAAAGUUGACAAGUUUAUCUUUCCAGCAUAUUUUAUUAUUCUUGAUAUGGAGGAGGAUGCAAAUGUCCCAAUUAUGCUUGGGAGACCGUUCUUAGCCAUAGAGCAAGCUUUAAUAGAUGAGCAAAAAAGGGAGUUACGGUUAAGAGUAAAAGAUAGAGUUGUAGCAAGGCAAAAGUUGGUUGAAGAUCCUCUUGAAUUGAGCCUUAUAGUUCCAGAUGUAGAUGAAGAAGAUGGUGAGGAGGCUUUGGGAAUCUUGAGCGUCUACAAUUCUUAUGAGCCAUUGAGUGGAAAAAGGUUUGAAGAACUUGGACAAGGACCAGAGAGACCGCUACCUUCUAUAGAGAAACUUCCUGCUCUAGAAUUAAAAGCUUUGCCAUAUGAUUUACGCUAUGCGUAUCUUGGAGAGAAGGAGACUCUUCCUAUUAUAGUGUCUUCAUAUCUUUUUGAGGUGGAGGUGGAAGAAUUACUAAGGGUGCUUCAAGUUCAUAAGAUGGCUAUUGGAUGGACUUUAACUAAUAUAAAUGUAAUUAGCCCAUCCACUAGGAUGCACCACAUUUUGGUGGAAGAUGAUGCCAAGCCGACAAUUGAUGCUCAAAGAAGGUCAAAUCAACAAUGA
Molecule: messenger RNA, 1365 nt
Organism: Humulus lupulus (European hop)
Lineage: Eukaryota; Viridiplantae; Streptophyta; Magnoliopsida; Rosales; Cannabaceae
Exons: 3
Coding region: 1-1365 (454 amino acids)
Source: RefSeq, a predicted model, not a curated record